UUUUCGUGAUGUUGUCAGCGAACCCACCUGUGAUUUGACCAUUUGAGACGGACCGCUUUGUUUCCCUCUAUACUCUCCCGCUCUCUGCGUACACGGCGUGCACAUUUCAACUGUCUUUUAAAAUCAAUAGGCCUAUUUGAAUCAUUUAUUUAUCAAAUUACAAAAUGCAGGUUUAUUAUUUCUCUACCGGGCCAAGUUGUUUACCGGGCCAAAUUGUUUUAGUCUUGAUCUCCUUUAGAUUACGUGUAUAGGAGGAUUAUGUGUGUGUGUAUGGGAUUAUUCACGAGGACAGUGGAAAUUACUUUAGGCUCUGCCUCCAGCGAUGAGUUUUUACAUGUUAAACCUGUGCUUUCACGACACAACAAUAUUCUACAUCGAUAGUUCUGUUGGAAAUCCGGAGUGGCCACCGUUUCACACCUGCGCCCCUCUCUUGUCAACUCACGUAGGAUUGGAUUUGAGCACAACCUCAUCCCUCAACUUCAAGAAGAAUGGCUCUCGAACUCGUCAAAAUCGGAAUAUCGUUGAAAAUGCUACCAAAUAACAGUGCUGUGUACUUCAAAUCGGACGGAGCGAGAUUUGGCCAAACCAGAACGAUUAAAUUGCUAACGGGGUCAAAGUACAAGAUUGAAGUGGUUGUCAAACCUGGGGAUGUGGAGGCAACCACCAUGAGUGUAGGUGGAGUCCAAUUCCCCUUGGAGCAACAGUCUAGAGACCCCCAGUGUGUGGUCUACACUGGCGUCUACGACACAGAGGGCGUGACACACACCAAGAGCGGAGACAGACAAGCUGUACAGAUCAGCAUACAGUUCCCAGAGGUGGGCUCUUUUGAAGUGGUGUGGCAGGUGAAGUACUACAACUACAACAAGAGGGACCACUGCCAGGGAGGCAACAGUUUCAACAGCAUCGAGUACGAGUGCAAGCCCAGCGAUACGCGCAGCCUGAUGUGGGUCAACAAGGAGCUGUUUAUCUGAUGAUACCAACCAAAGCCUACACAGGCAGCAUCAGGGUUGUGUUCAUUAGGCACAAAAAAAAACCGGAAGAUAACAGUGAAACUGUUACUACCUGUAAUUAGCCAACAGAAAUGCCUGGUUUUUUUUUAUUUCCGUUGCAAAAUGUUUUCCUACGUUGUGCCCUAACGAACACGACCCAGAUGAACAUGAAAUGAGAGCUGAAUGACGAUCAGCUGCUGGGUAGUGAUAGACAGUGUGUAUCAGAUCCAGCCAGAGUGGAACCCCUCAUAGCAUAACAAUGCUGCUAUUAAAUAACUAAAGAUGUUUAAUUUGCUGUAUGUUGGCGUGUGUUAUAGCUAUGCGUAUUAAUGUUGGGUGUGUGUGUGUGUGUGUGUGUGUGUGUG
Oncorhynchus mykiss (rainbow trout) is the source of this 1354-nucleotide messenger RNA. Its product is annotated as CB1 cannabinoid receptor-interacting protein 1-like. Gene Ontology annotation, cellular component: plasma membrane. NCBI's taxonomy places the organism in Eukaryota, Metazoa, Chordata, Actinopteri, Salmoniformes, Salmonidae. The record is from RefSeq and is a predicted model, not a curated record. Gene Ontology annotation, molecular function: type 1 cannabinoid receptor binding. Gene Ontology annotation, biological process: negative regulation of signaling receptor activity.